AUAACAUUUCCUUUUACAAUGAUCACCUUGUAUUUAGAUGCGGACUUUCAAUCAUCAAGUCUAAAGAGCAAACUUUCUCUCCAAUACACUGGUAACAACAAGAAACAAUUAUUAGGACCAGUCAAGAGCGAAAUUCAUAAAUCUGCCACCAGAGGAAAGAUGAUAACAACAUCAUCAACACCCUAUUUUGCUUUUUCUAAUCACUUCCAUUCUCCGUAUGAUAUUGUCAUUGCUCCAAGGUUGAAUUGUAUAGUUGUCUCUGAUUUUGGCAAUGAACGUCUCAUGUUCUUCUACUUGAUGUCCAAGAAUUAUAGAAAAAGUGUUCCCGUUGCUUUUAUGCCAACUGGUUUGUGUGUGGAGGAGAGAGGCUGUACAUCAUCUCGUUUAUGGAAUGUCUCUUCAACAACAACAACAAAUACUAGUACUAGCCCUAGAGCUCUAGAUAGUAAUGAUGAGCAAUCAUCCGAUGAUGAUGAUGAUGAUGAUAAUGAAUUUAAUGAUGAAGAAAAGAACAGAGAGGAUGCUCUUAUAUUGGCUGGAGGAUAUUGUCACUUGAUGAAGGUGAAUUUAAAGGUAUUGUGGAAGACCAAUAAUAUCAAGUUGGGAGCUCUUGAUAGGGAUUAUACGUGGUGUGUAGGAAUUUUGGAUGAAAGUGGGAGGACAGAAUUUAAGGAACCAUCAUCAAUUUCCAUUUCGUUCGGAAAGACAUUUAGGGAUAAUGUGGUGUUUGUGGCUGAUAAUUACAAUCAUGCUAUCAAGAUUGUUUCAACUGUGGAUGGAAGUAUCUUACAAUCAAUUACUCGAUAUGUGAGUUAUUCAUUGGGUAAAGAAAUUCAUGUGAAGAAUCCGAACAUUGUCAAUGUGGAAUGUUUCACAAAGUUUGGAGAGGUAAUUAUAGCAAGUCCAGACAAGAAUAACAUUCAUAUUAUUAGAGAAAUUAGUCCAAAUGAAUGGAUUCUUGUCAAGGAGAUUGGAAAUAAUUCACUCUAUUCCCCUUUUGGAAUUUGUAUAGAUCAAGUUAGUCCCUUCAAUUACAAAUUGAUCGUUUCAGAUUCAUAUCAUUCAUCUCUGAAAAUACUAGAUCGAUUUACUGGUCAGGAAGAACAAACAUUUGGCAGUAAGGGAAAAUCUCUUGGUCAAUUCCAUCACCCAUACGGAUUGUGCUAUAAUAGAAGACAACAGGAAAUAUUACUCGUUGAUAGAAAUAAUUCUCGUAUUCAGGUUAUCAAUUAUUCUUAAUAUCAAAUGUAUUGGUUCCCUUAUUACCCUGUUAAAAAAGCAAAAACAAUCAAGCAAUUAAUGGAAAGCAAACUUUUAAGAAGAAAAAAAUUUCCAACAAAAACGUGAAAUUCCAACAAUAAAAAAAUGGCACCAAAC
Molecule: messenger RNA, 1377 nt
Organism: Naegleria gruberi
Lineage: Eukaryota; Heterolobosea; Eutetramitea; Acrasida; Naegleriidae
Exons: 1
Coding region: 19-1239 (406 amino acids)
Biological process (GO): protein polyubiquitination; proteasome-mediated ubiquitin-dependent protein catabolic process; negative regulation of translation
Molecular function (GO): ubiquitin protein ligase activity; translation repressor activity; protein binding
Source: RefSeq, a predicted model, not a curated record